Messenger RNA from Geodia barretti, 308 nucleotides. The record is from the annotation of a GenBank genome assembly. NCBI's taxonomy places the organism in Eukaryota, Metazoa, Porifera, Demospongiae, Tetractinellida, Geodiidae.
GUGACUGCCUCAUGGUGCAUGUUUACCAUUAGUCUGUACAUUCUGUGAUGUAUGAUGCUCAUAAUAGAACGAUUGUGCUUGUCCCAUUCAGUUACAGGCCUCUCCUACAACUAGAAACUUGGCACAGUGUAUCACACUACCUGAUGAAGUUGGAGAAAUUGCUAUGGCCAUUCAAGCACCGGUACAGGAGUACCCCACACAAUAAUCACCAGUUAUCCUGUGGCCUCUCCCCUCCUGCCUGCAGGCUGGUGUAUAAAGUCUGAGCUUGCUGCUAAAAUGUGUAGUACACUGUUACUAAUUCUGCUAAG